Coregonus sp. 'balchen' is the source of this 3546-nucleotide messenger RNA. The record is from the annotation of a GenBank genome assembly. Lineage: Eukaryota; Metazoa; Chordata; Actinopteri; Salmoniformes; Salmonidae.
UUCUCUGGCAUUAUCACUUAAAUAACUUUGAUUUCCUUCAGGGGAAUAAGACUUAGAAAUACCUGAAAUUAUUACAAUUGUUUUAUAUUUUUAGUAUAACAAACAGUAUUAUAUUGUUGUUCGUACCUCUGAGAACAAGAACCAAUCGUGCAACAGGAAGAAGCUGUUUGUAUACAUUGAGGGUGGCCAGACUGUCCACUUACCAGUGAACAAGCAACUUUACAGCUUCAAAUUAUGUUUAAAAAAUGUAUUUGUCUCAACGAUGUAUUACUUUAAUAUAACAUAUAUCCUAGACAUGUAGGGCUAUUACUAGGUAGAUAAAUAUAUGUAAAUAUAUAGCCUAAUGCAUUUAUUACAAUAAUGAUAGUAUCUAAAUCAUGAACAGUCCAUAUGCUUGUAUUUCUUUAAUUAAAUAUUAUCAUCAAAUACUACUUAAUAAGUAAAAUAAUUGCUGUAAUUGUACUGUUAUUUAAUAUUUGGAAAGUAUUUAGAAUGUUUUUUUUCCCUAUUCAGCACAUAUAUUGUUAUGGGCCUAUAUAAUAUUUUUAAAUUGUUCUCAGGAACUGAAAUAUAUAAUCCUCAACUCUCAAAUAAUCCUCAAAGAUGCCUUUCCUUAAUCUACAUAAAAUGUUAUUAUCCUUGAAGCGAUACUGCCUUUCAUGCAAAGUCUGUAUAGUGAAAUAAUACUGUGUAUUUAUACACAAAUGGAUAACUAACCAUUUUUCAACUUUUAGGCAUACAACAUACCAAAAAAGAAAUUUUUGCUGUACAUCAAAUCAUUUUCUGUAUGAUUUGCUAUACAAUGUAACAUUCACCCUAUCAAAUAUAAUACCAGUAUUCAAAGUAAAUGUAUUAAAAACAUUGUUUAAAAUGUGUCAAUUUAUUACUGAUUUAUUACAUAUUACUGCAAUAUGAACACACAUCAUUCCCACUACUGCAAAUUUACCAUGAAUAAACACAAAUGUCAUUGCAUUUUCACUCAAACCCAAAGUAAAACCCAAUAUAAAAUAGACUUGUAUGAAAGAAGCGGGACAUAUCAGAGCAAGACCUCCUGUAUGAUUCACUUAUAUAAUGUCUUAACUUCAACCUUCAAACCCCUCUACUAGUCCACCGCAACAUGCCCAAGGACCAUGCCAUGGACUUUGUAAUGGCGGAGUAUGGCCGUGGGCUUGGGGAGCGGACGCAGCAGAAGGACCCUGCAGAAACAGGGGCGCGGGCAGCCGAGCUGGUGGAUGACUACCUGGAGAGAGAGAAAAUGGAGAGGCAUGCUGUGCCCUCUGACACCCGCCAGCUGCUCUUCUUCCUGGCCGAGGGAGUCCACCUGUACCCCGAGGAGCUGAGCACCAUCACAGAGUACCUUCGCAACCGCCAGGACCAUCUGCAAGGUGCAGCCACACAACCAUAGUGCCCAUAGGCUUUAUGCACAGUACAAGCUUUUUAUUUAGGACUGCGAAUGAGAUCUCCUUAUUUUCUAAUCAUGAAUGUGAUUGUUCUUUGUCUCUAACUACACCAUAUAUUGCAAUUUGUUAAUGGAAAUACAGGACACUAAAGUGACUGCUGAGUUAUAACUAAUGUAUUUUUAGGGUGUUAUACACUCCUGUAAAGGGUUGUUCUAAUGUUUUGUCUCUUUCCAAGCCACGUCUGAGACUGGUGAUGGCCCCCGGCCUGAGAGGAAGAAGAUGUUGCCUCCUGGUUUAGGGAAACCUCCACCGCUGCUACCUACCCCCUCAGGCCCUCAUGGCAGAGAGCCACCCCCUGGGAUGGGAGAGCACCCUGCCACCCCCCUCAUGACUCCAGGUGAGUUACCAUUCUCUAAAUAUAAAUGUUCUACAGGGUAGAUGGGAUGGGUAUCAGAUGGGAAUGUUAAAAUCAAUCACUCAUGAGUAACUUGUUAUGGCUAUGCUUGUAUAUGUAACUGUUGACAGUCUCUCUGAUCUGUUUUCUAUCUAGGCUCAUACCCGAAGACCAAGCCCCCUCCACUGCUGUCCAUGCACCAGGGACAGGGGCUAUCUCAUCGUUCCCCUCAUGGUCCCCCACCUCCUCACGGCCCCUCUUCUACACAUGGACCUCCUCACGGCCCCCACGGUCCACUACCUCGUGGACCCCCACACCACCAUGGCCCCCCUAACCCCCGAGGGCCCCCUCCCCCCCGUGGUCCUCCACAGAGUGGCCCCAUGCCCCCACACGGCCCCAGAGGAGCCCCACCAUCACUGAAGAGCCUUCACAUGGGACCACAGCCUGGGCUGCUCCCCUGUCCAGGUUAGUCACAUGCCUUACUAUUUCAUGCCCUUCAGCUGUCAUCUUAGGUUAGGCUCACUAAGAGCCCUAUUCCAUGAAAUGUAAGCGUCUUAAAGAGGAAACGGACCAGAGCAACAGACUGCAGAGUGUACUUAAAAGCAGCGGGUGGCAGUCCUAUUGCCUCUGACCACAGAACAUCAAAUGUUCUUUUAUUUUCAUUUCCCAAUGCUUCAACAUGUUGAAUUGUCACUGUUCUUCAUCACCCAGCACAUAAUUGACUGCACGGCCGACGUUCGUUAUGUUUUCCCUCUUGGCGUCUUAGGCAGGGGUCAGCAACACAUUACAGUAUAAUACAACAGUAGAAUUUCUGUAACAUGUCAAUAUCCACAAAACUAUUGUACAUUUAAUCCAACCAUGUUCCUGUCUCCUGUCUGAUCAGGUGGUCUGCCUCCACACCCUAACACACCCAGGCGCUGAGAGAAGAACACCUCUAGACCACCAUGCACAGACAGCAGAAAGCAUCAGAGCUGACCAGGAAACACUGUCAUACUGGCCUGAGGAGUGGGAUCUCCUUCAGCUCAGUACCCUGCUGCUGCUUUCUCAGGACCCCACACUACCACUCCUCAUCCCAGAGCCCUGUGUAGAUAGAGGAUCUCUGUAUCCAUAGUUUAGCAAGCUGAAAUAGAAUGUUUGGAUGUAUUUGACUAUUUGGAAGUUCAGAGCUCAAUUUUUAUGAGCAUUUGAGUUGACCCACAGCAAUGUUCAGGAGCCAAGUCAGAACAAAUGAGAUGUUUUUUUUAUUUUUUUUAUUGCGUUCUCAGAUUCUUUGUUUUGUGUUUUUGUUUCAUUGAUCUGUUUUUGUAGUUUAAGUUUUUAUCUGAAAAUUGGCUGUCGAAUAUUAUAAUAAACAAUAGAAUAAAGGCUAAUCAAUCUCAUCUCUUUUGCUAUUAUUUCAUCACACUCAAUGGUCUGUCUUUGGAUCCCAGAUUUGUCCUAGAACAUAGUAAGCAUUUCACGAUAAAGUCUGCACCUGUUGUAUUCAGUGCAUGUGACAAAUAUAAUUAGAUUUUAAUCUUGUGGUAAAUAUUAAGGCGAUAUGUUCAGGAGCAGGUCUGAACAUGUGGUUAUCAACUUCGUCAUUUAUUUUGUUAACUAGGUAAAUUGGUAAUGAUACUGGAAUAAAAUGAGCUAAUAAAUAAUGACUUUGAACUCAGUUUCUUAGGCUCUAUAUUAAUAUAUGCUCUACAGGUGUUUUAUUUGGAUAAAACAUUCCAUUGUAGUGUUUUCAGUUGGCAGUCAGAGAAAUGA